AUGGCUUAUAGAGGCAGAGGAAGAGGAAGAGGAGGGUUUAGAGGCAGAGGCGGUGGCGGUGGCAGUGAUUAUUCUGCGCCAGAACCUUUUGUGACUUUCCCUGAAAUUGAGUUGCCUGAUCCGAAAUCUAUCUCAACGGACAAGGAAUUGCUUAUGAGCUACUCUAAAUUCCAGAGUUUCUGGAGAAAUUCGGAUUAUCAUCUAGGCGAUGGUGUUUCAAAGCAAAAGAAAGAGAGUUUGGACAUUGAGAGGUUUUCAGACUCGUUGAAGCCGAAGAAGAAGGCUAACAAGACUGGCUCUUUCUAUGACUUUCUUGUUCUUCGACCUGAUAACUUCCCUAGAGAGCUUCUUGGAGAAACUCGAAGAGAACGGCCUGUGAAGAGAGCUAAAUGGACUCGAGACGCAGAUUUGCAGAAAUUGGACCUGUUUGAGAAGCUUGAAGCAAAAUAUAAGGCUGCAGGCAAAGAAGAUAAUUCAGAAGGAGAAGAUGAUGAAGAAAAAGAAAAGGAGAAAGAAAAAGGAAAAGAAGAGGAUGAAGAAGAUGAUGAUGGAGAGGAGAAGGAAUCAGAAGUAUCUGAUUAUGAAGAUAACGAUGAUUAUGAGCAGAAUCGAGACUUUGAUGAUGAUGAUGACGAUUAUAACCAGGCGGAAGAUGGUGAUAAUGAACCAAUGUAUUAA
Messenger RNA from Microthlaspi erraticum, 678 nucleotides. The record is from the annotation of a GenBank genome assembly. NCBI's taxonomy places the organism in Eukaryota, Viridiplantae, Streptophyta, Magnoliopsida, Brassicales, Brassicaceae.